This is a messenger RNA of Oryza brachyantha (malo sina), 3460 nucleotides long. Its product is annotated as probable histidine kinase 4. Lineage: Eukaryota; Viridiplantae; Streptophyta; Magnoliopsida; Poales; Poaceae. Gene Ontology annotation, biological process: phosphorelay signal transduction system; phosphorylation. Bases 1 to 2997 code for a protein of 998 amino acids. The transcript has 11 exons. The record is from RefSeq and is a predicted model, not a curated record. Gene Ontology annotation, molecular function: phosphorelay sensor kinase activity.
AUGGGGGUGGGAGGAGGGGGAGGGGGAGGGGGAGGGGAGGGGGCGGGGGAGGGGGAAGAGGGGAGGAGGAGGUGGUGGAGGGUGAAGGUGAAGCUGAGCACGGUGGCGGUGGUGGCAUGGGUGCUGGCGUCGGCGGCGCUCUGGGCGGGGCUGCACUGGCGGUUCCGCCGCACGGCGCUGCACAAGGCCGAGGAGGCGCUCGUCUGCAUGUGCGAGGAGCGGGCGCGCAUGCUGCAGGACCAGUUCGCCGUCUCCGUCAACCACGUCCACGCGCUCGCCAUCCUCGUCGCCACCUUCCACUACGACAAGCAUCCGCCCGCGCUCGACCAGGACACCUUCGCCGUGUACGCCGCGAGGACGGCCUUCGAGCGGCCGCUGUUGAGCGGCGUGGCGUACGCGCAGCGGGUGGUGCACGCGGACAGGGAGAGCUUCGAGCGGCAGCAGGGGUGGAUCAUCAAGACCAUGAAGCACGAGCCGUCACCGGUGCAGGACGAGUACGCGCCGGUGAUCUACUCCCAGGAGACCAUCUCCUACAUCGAGGGGCUCGACGUGAUGUCUGGCGAGGAGGACCGGGAGAACAUCUUGAGGGCGAGGGCAACCGGAAAGGCCGUCCUCACGAGGCCAUUCCGGCUGAUGUCGGAUCACCUGGGUGUUGUCUUGACGUUCCCCGUAUACCUUGUCGAUCUUCCUAAUGAUACCAAGGUGGAGGAUCGUGUUGCUGCUACUGCAGGAUACCUUGGAGGAGCAUUUGAUGUGGAGUCACUGGUAGAAAACUUGUUGAGGCAGCUAGCCGGUAACCAGGAAUUGGUGGUCAAUGUUUAUGAUGUUACAAACCACUCAAACCCCCUUGUCAUGUAUGGAUCUGAAAUUCCUCUUGGUAGUCCCUCGCCGUCACACACCAGCAAGCUAGAAUUUGGUGAUCCGUUCAGAAAGCAUAACAUGACUUGCAGAUACAGAAACAAGCUUCAUGUUCCUUGGUCCGCAAUUACUACCCCAUCUGGUGUCUUUGUUAUAUGUAUGCUCGUGGGUUACAUACUAUUUGCUGCUUGGAGUCGCUACGAUAAUGUUAAGGAAGAUUGCCGGAAAAUGGAAGCGCUGAAAAAACGGGCAGAAGCGGCUGAUAUUGCGAAAUCUCAGUUCCUUGCAACUGUUUCUCAUGAGAUCAGAACACCCAUGAAUGGCGUACUGGGAAUGCUUGACAUGUUAUUAGACACAGAACUGAAGUCAACCCAGAGGGAUUAUGCACAAACAGCCCAAGUCUGUGGAAAGGCAUUGAUAUCCCUGAUCAACGAAGUGCUUGACAGGGCCAAAAUUGAGGCUGGAAAGUUAGAUCUCGAGUCAGUACCAUUUGACCUGAGGUCCAUUCUUGAUGAUGUUAUAUCGUUAUUUUCUGCAAAAUCGAGAGAGAAAGAAAUUGAGCUUGCUGUAUAUGUUUCCGAAAGAGUUCCUGAAAUCCUGUUGGGCGACCCUGGGAGGUUUCGACAGAUAAUUACAAACUUGGUGGGAAACUCGAUCAAGUUCACAGAGCGAGGGCACAUUUUUGUACAAGUUCACCUAGCAGAUCACUCGAACCUUGCAACAGAAGCAAAAAACGAACCGGUAAUCAAUGGGAUGAAUGGGCAUAAAGACGAUGCUAGUGCUAUAUACGCCAGUGCGUCUCAUAACACUUUAAGUGGUUAUGAAGCAGCUGAUAGCAGAAAUAAUUGGGAAAACUUCAAGCUUUUGCUCUCCUAUGAGAAAAAUGAAAUGCCAUAUGAAAGUGAUUCUGAUAAAGUAACUCUUGUUGUAAGCGUCGAAGAUACCGGGAUAGGUAUACCACUGCAUGCCCAAGGCCGUGUCUUCAUGCCUUUCAUGCAAGCUGACAGCUCAACUUCUAGAAACUAUGGUGGAACUGGGAUUGGAUUGAGCAUCAGCAAAUGCCUUGUUGAAAUAAUGGGUGGUCAGAUAAACUUUGUCAGCCGACCCCUUGUUGGGAGCACAUUCACAUUCACUGCUGUUCUGCGAAGGUGUGACAAAAAUGCUAUUAAUGACAGUAAGACUGUUCUUUUGCACCCUUUACCAUCCAGUUUUAAAGGCUUAUCUGCACUGUUGGUUGAUAAAAGAUCUGUAAGAGCAACUGUGACUAAGUAUCAUUUGCAAAGGCUUGGAAUUGCUUCUGAAGUUGUUGGUACCAUUGAACCGGCAUUUGGUGUCUUGUCUGGGAGAAAUGGCAGAUCUCUAACCAGCAUGGUCAAGAAGCAGCCGUGCAUGUUGUUAAUCGAGAGUGAUUCAUGGGGCCCACAGAUGGAUGUCUCCUUACAUGCUACACUCCAGGAGAUGAAACAGAAUGAUCACAUACGUGUACCACCCAAAGUUUUCCUUCUUUCUGCUGCAGAGUCAGACAAAGUAAAGACAAUAUAUGCAGUUGAUUCUGUGAUAACAAAGCCUCUGAAAGCAAGUGCACUUGCAGCCUGUCUGUUUCAAGCACUUGGUAUCACACAGCCAAGCAAUGAGAAACGUGACGAUGCAGGUUCUCUUCAUGGGCGUGAUGGUUCAGGUUCUCUUCACGGGUUGCUUCUUGGCAAGAACAUAUUGGUGGUUGAUGAUAACAAGGUAAACCUCAGAGUGGCCGCUGGCACAUUAAAGAAAUAUGGGGCAAAAGUGGAGUGCGUGGAGAGUGGCAAAGAUGCUCUUUCCCUUCUACAAAUGCCGCACAAAUUUGAUCUUUGUCUCAUGGACAUUCAGAUGCCAGAGAUGGAUGGGUUUGAGGCAACUCGGCAAAUACGGGCAAUGGAAGGGAACGAGCAGGCAAGCGAUAGCGAUGAUUCGAGUUCAGAGAAUGCAGCAAAGACGGACAAAUGGCACCUGCCAAUCCUGGCAAUGACUGCCGAUGUCAUCCAGGCCACCCACGAGGAAUGCACAAAGUGCGGGAUGGAUGGCUACGUCUCGAAGCCCUUCGAGGAGAAGCAGCUCUUCCAGGCAGUGCAGAAGUUCUUGGGCCCAACCACGUCCAGCUGACGCCAACUGAUGCAUUCUGCUGUACACUAGCAAGGUAGUAAGAGGGAGCUCUGGCUGCCAACUGAGGCAGCUACAUUCUUCUCCAUUUUGUUGCUCUUCUACAGAGGAUGCCAUCUGAAUGAACUCGCGACAAGCCUGCACUCGAGGGGCGACACAGCACAGCAAGGAUCGGAGCCGGCAUUGUGUACAUGUAUUUUUUAUCGGCAGACACCAAACUGUAGUCUAAGCUAGGAGAAGCGUAAAUUUAGGGUGAUCAUCAUGUCCUGUUGUCGGAGCCACAUGGGCUAUUGGCAUCUUGAGCAAUUCUCUUUUCUUUUUCUUUUUCUGUACAGCUCCCACGAUUUUUCGGCGCCAGCCCACUGUUGACAGAACAGAACAAAUGUCUGCAGGGUGCAACGCUGGUAAACCAGAUAACCUGAGAAUUUUUGUUGUGUGCAGUAUACUCCCUGUCGUUUGUCCUAUA